Molecule: messenger RNA, 2553 nt
Organism: Neocloeon triangulifer
Lineage: Eukaryota; Metazoa; Arthropoda; Insecta; Ephemeroptera; Baetidae
Gene: Hsf
Product: heat shock factor protein 1
Exons: 9
Coding region: 325-1839 (504 amino acids)
Biological process (GO): regulation of DNA-templated transcription
Molecular function (GO): DNA-binding transcription factor activity; sequence-specific DNA binding
Source: RefSeq, a predicted model, not a curated record
GUCAUUCAUCGUUUCGUUUAACAGUUGUUCCGAGAGGCAGCGCAGAAGCAAAGACGGAAAUCUAAAGCGAGCCAUUGGAAUCAAAACAUCCUGCACGUUUUUGAAGGCAUUGCCGAAGUUGGUCGCAGUUGCAAAACGCAGCGUCCUCGUCCGCGAGUGAAGUCAGAGUUGCCAAGCGCGAGUCGAGUCUAGCUGGGCACCAUUGCUUGCAAAUUGGAUCGCCGACGCCAACCGAAACGCCAGUCGCGCAGUACUUUCGAAUCGCAGCCAUUUGCUACGUUGCUGAAGUUGGACCGCAAACGGAACAGCCGCACCAGCAGUGCCAUGCACUCGAUUAGCGAGGUGAGCACCAACGUGCCGGCCUUCCUGGCCAAGCUGUGGAAACUGGUCGAGGACACCGACUUUGACGAACUCAUUUGCUGGAGUGAGGCUGGGGACAGCUUCAUCAUCCACAACCAAGCGCAAUUCUGCAGGGAGUUGCUGCCCCUAUACUACAAACACAACAACAUGGCCAGUUUCGUCAGGCAGUUGAAUAUGUAUGGAUUUCACAAAAAAGUGAACGUUGAGGCCGGCGGCCUGAAAGUGGAUCGCGAUGAGAUGGAGUUCGCCCACCCCUUCUUCGUCCGCCAGCAACCACAAUUGUUGGAGCGGAUCAAAAGGAAGAUCGCUGAGCCUGGUCGCGGAAGCUCCAGGAGUUGCCCCGAGGCUCUAAACAAGGUGCUGGGAGACGUGAAGCAGGUCAAAGGCCGCCAAGAAUCACUGGACGGCAAGUUGGGUGCAAUGAAGAGGGAAAAUGAAGCUCUGUGGAGGGAAUUGGCGGUCCUCAGGCAGAAGCACUUGAAACAGCAGCAGAUUGUCAACAAACUGAUCCAGUUCUUGCUGACGGUGGUGCAGUCGCCCAAUAGAUUGAAUGUGAAGCGCCGAGUACCACCCCUGAUGCUGAACGACAAAGACCACCACCACCACCAUCAUCACCACAAACACCACAAGCACAGCCAUGGCGAGGGCUCUCCUUCGACAUCUACCUCAGACUCGCACAUCUCCAUCAGUGCCCCCGUCUCACCUGCCUUCAUGGAGGACACGGUGAAGUCGAAUGACGGAAAGGGAGGUCCUACCAUUCAUGAACUGGACCCAAGUCAGGAGUAUAUUGUUCCUGAUACGAGAGACCUUGAUGAAGAAGAUGAGGAGGAGGAAGAAGAACUUGGUGCUCCCUCUCCAGCUGAACCCCCAAGUCCCUCGGAGCUCGGUUUGUCUUUCGAGAGCGCCCAAACUUUGAACCCACCAGACUUGCUCCUUGAGGACAGUAGUGCUUCCUCCCAUGCCGCACCACAACAGGAGAGCAAGGAGGAAUUGAAAAAAAGGAUAUCGGACUUGGCCAUUCCCAGCAACGGCGGCAACGUAAUGUUCAACACAUCGGACGAGUCUCAGGCGUCAAUCACCAGGUGGGGGGAUCACCCCCUGGGGGAGGAGCUUGACAAUCAUGUCGACCAAGUGCAGAAUGACCUCGAAGGUCUCAAAGAGCUUCUGCAGGGAGACAACUACAGUCUUGACGCUAACACCCUGCUUUCGCUAUUUGCUGAUGACCCUCUCUCCUUGAACAUGGGCUUGCCUGCCCAGGAUAAGGACAUGGGCAACGAGAUGAUUGCCUACAACCCCACUCUCUUUGACUUGGCUGAUGAAAACAAUGAUUCGUCUGCUGUUGAGAACUCGGCUCUGUUCGACUCGGACUUGUCCGGUGCAACACUUGAAAGUCUAGUGGAGUCCGAAUUGCAGACUCCUAACCCCAUUUCGGGUCAGCCAGACUUUUCGCAGCCACCUUCCAAAAGGAGGAGGCAAUAGACAACCAACCUCCUGCACAUCGAAGACUGAUUGAGGUUGGUUGAUGCCUCAUCUGCACGCAAGUGUGAAUCUCCGACGCUGAUGCACAUACUUGCAUCUUGGACUACAAGGCUCUGUUGAGAAGGAGCCCCCAAACUUGGCUUUGGUUGUUUUCUCGUACUUGUGCAGGAAAUCCUGCGUCACUUUUGAGUUUGCUCUCCACUAAGUUAACUUACUUUCAUCUUUUAUAUUAAGAUGCCGAUAACAGUCGUUGCAGUUAAACAGCAAUUCACACUCACAAGCGAGUUCUUCAUUUCUUUUAUUUUUCUACUUCACUUCAUCAUUUUAAAAACCAUAACUGAUUAAAAAUAAGAUUUUUGUUGCUCUAAGCGCCCAGUAAAUGAUGGGUAAAUGUUUUCUUUCGAAGCAGACUAUUCACGAGUAUCACUAAAUGAAGUCUCGUAUCUGGUGAAACAAAGUUUGAAGUCGAUAUUCAGCACAUUAUUUAUGUAGUGUGUGUGCUUAAUGAAAAUGGAACUGCAAUUAAAAUGACUGAAUGAUUUGGCCUGAACCAUUGGUAUUGGUACCCUAAGCUUAAAUCAACUAGUUGUAAUGAACACGUUAAAGAUGUAAUCAAUAGUAUAUAAUUACAAAAAAUGAAAAAGCAAAUAAAAAAAUAACAAAAAAAAUAAAACUAAAAUACUUUUUAUCUUUCUCAAAAUGAAAAGUAUAAUU